Messenger RNA from Conger conger (European conger), 5327 nucleotides. Its product is annotated as pikachurin. The transcript has 24 exons. Gene Ontology annotation, molecular function: protein binding; calcium ion binding. Lineage: Eukaryota; Metazoa; Chordata; Actinopteri; Anguilliformes; Congridae. The record is from RefSeq and is a predicted model, not a curated record. The coding region runs from base 55 to 3330 and encodes 1091 amino acids.
GACUGUCGUUCAGUUAUGCCUUUUUGAACUUCAAAAACUUUAUGCUCGCAAGACAUGGAGCUUUCGAACAAAUUAAGAAACGUUAUUUUUAUUUCGCUUGUUAUAAUUUGUGUGGUCGACGUUUCAUCUUGUGCAAGGAGGUCCAAUUUGAAAAAAUCUGAUCGGCUCAGUCCACCCCUGGACAUCCAGCUGGAGACGGUGAACUGCACUUCCUUCAGGGUCCGGUGGAGGAUGCCCCGGCGGCAUGUCAGCACCAUCACAGGGUACAAGGUGUUCUACACGGAGGUGAGGAGCGGCCGGACGGCGAGCUCAGCGGUGACGUUGGAGGUUCCCCUCAGCCUGGAGAGUCUCACCACUGGACAGUUUGAUGGACAGGCGAGCUUUGACGUGGAGAUCGGGGGCCUCAGAGUGGGCGCUCUGUACCGCGUCAGCGUGGGGGCGUACGGGUGGGCAGGCCAGGGCCGGCCCAGCAUGCCCCGGGACAUCAGCACCGCCCCGCUCGAUAAGUGCGCGCCCCCGUCUCCCCCCACCCGCCCUGGGGUCAGGGUGGUCUCAGACACAGAGCUGGCGUUGUCAUGGCAAAACGGCGAAAGUGAGGGAAGUUCACCGAUCCUGCACUUCCUGGUGGCCUACAUCAGGCCAGAGCUGGAUACCGAGUGGACUUACAUCAGGGAGCCAAUCGAAACCAAUUCCAUGGUUCUGAAAGGUUUGAUUCCCGACACAGAGUACCAGUUUGUGGUUCGAGCCGUGAACACCCACGGAGCAAGCCCACCUAGUGCCAUCAACUACCCAGUCCGUACCCUGGGGGCCGAGGAGGUUGGCAGCGGGACCUACGGCCAGCGUUACAUCACAGGGUCCGAGACCUACGGCGAGGAUCUGGAUGACUCGGACUACGACGUCUACAUCGAGGAGCUCAAGCCCUUUCCCGGCGUCCCAGAGGACAGGAAGUCUCAGCUGAGGUCCCGGACGGGCACAGGGAACGUGAUAUAUAGGAGGACCACGCCCGCCCCCGACACCCCAGAGCCUACGCCUGCCACGGCCACGCCCUGGGCCUCCAGCACCGGCCCCGAGGCCUACGGUGUGACCGCAGCCCCCACUAUGCCCGCGGCCACCACGGAGCUCCCCACCGCCUCCUCCGUCCCUGCCUCCUCCGUCCCUGCCUCCUCUGUCCCUGCCUCCUCCGUCCCUGCCUCCUCUGUCCCUGCCUCCUCCAUCCCUGCCUCCUCCACCACCACCACACCUCCCACGCAAGGCCCUGCCCCCUCCCGGCCCAUGACCCGGUGGAAGGGGCCCGUUCCCCGCCUCUAUGACCUGCCGUGCGAGGACACGGUGUGCCCCCGUGACAGCUUCUGCGUCAACGACUACGACAGCGGAGGGUCGCGCUGCCACUGCAAUCUGGGCCGAGCAGGGGCCACCUGCUCCGAGGGUGUGACGGUGCAGUACCCUCAGUUUUAUGGCUAUUCCCACAUGACCUUUGAACCCCUGAAGAACUCCUACCAGACUUUUCAGAUCACCCUCGAGUUCAAGGCCGAGGCCGAGGACGGGCUUCUCCUGUACUGCGGGGAGAACGAACACGCCCGCGGCGACUACACCUCCCUGGCGCUCAUCCGCCGCAAGCUGCACUUCAGGUUUAACUGCGGCACAGGGGCGGCCCAGAUGGUGAGUGACAGCCGGGUGGUGCUGGGGCGGUGGCACACCGUCACGCUGUACAGGGACGGCACCAGCGGCUGGCUGAGGCUGGAUAACGACACGCCCGUAUCCGGCCGCUCUCAGGGCCAGUACACCAAGAUCACGUUCCGCACGCCCUUCUUCGUGGGAGGCGCCCCCAGCGUGUACUGGCUGGCGCGGGCCGCCGGGAUCAACCGGGGGUUCCACGGCUGCGUCCAAGCCGUCAACGUCAACGGCAAGGGCCUGGACAUGAGGCCGUGGCCCCGGGGCCACGCGCUGAGCGGGGCCGACAUCGGGGAGUGCAGCGAGAGCGUCUGUGGAGGGGUCACCUGUGCCCACGGCGGGACGUGCUACGCUAGCCGCGCGGACCGGUUCAUCUGCCUGUGCCCCCUCGGCUUCAGGGGCCCCCUCUGCGAAGAGCGUUUCGCGCUGACUCUGCCGAGCUUCAACGAGACGCUGCGCUCGUACACCAGCGCCCCCUGGCCGCAGUCCUCCAGGCACUACCUCUCCUUCAUGGAGUUUGAGAUGACCUUCCGGCCCACCUCGCCCGACGGCACGCUGCUCUACAGCGAGGACACGGGCAGCCGCGACUUCCUGGCCAUCACGCUGGCGGACCGGUACCUGGAGUUCUGCUUCGACUGUGGCUCUGGACCGGCUGUGAUCCGGAGCGAGGAGAGGGUCAGUGUGGGUGCCUGGCACGAACUGCGCGUCUCACGCACUGCCAAAAAUGGCAUCCUCCAGGUGGACAACCAGAGACCCAUGGAAGGCAUGGCAGAGGGGGCGUUCACUCAGAUAAAGUGCAACACUCCGCUGUACGUUGGCGGCGUCCCGAACUACGACGUCACCAAGAGCAGCGCUGGCAUCCUGCGACCCUUCAGCGGCGACAUUCAGAAGGUUCUGCUGAACGACCGCACCGUCCCGCUGACCGCGGGCUCGGCCGAGGGGGUGAAUUUGGAGAAUGCGGCGCACCCCUGCGUGGACCAGCCCUGCGCCAACGGCGGCACGUGCCGGCCCAAACGGGACGAGUACGAGUGUGACUGCCCGCUGGGGUACGACGGCAGGCACUGCCAGAAGGAGUGUGGAAAUUAUUGCUUAAACACUGUCACAGAGGCCAUUGAGAUUCCUCAGUUCAUUGGCCGCAGCUACCUCACCUAUGAUAACCGGGACAUCCUCAAAAGAGUCACCGGCUCCAGGACUAAUGUGUUCAUGCGCUUUAAGAGCACCGCACACGACGGUCUGCUCCUGUGGAGGGGGGACAGUCCCAUGAGACCCAACAGCGACUUCCUGUCUCUGGGGCUGCAGGACGGAGCACUCAUAUUUAGCUAUAACCUGGGGAGCGGUGUGGGCGCGGUCAUGGUGAACGGGACCUUCAGCGACGGCCGGUGGCACAGGGUCAAGGCCGUCAGGGAUGGCCAGUCCGGGAAGCUGACCGUGGAUGACUAUGGAGCCAAGACUGGCAGAUCGCCCGGGAAAAUGAGACAGCUCAACACCAAUGGAGUCUUGUAUGUCGGGGGAAUGAAGGAGAUUUCUCUGCACACAAACAGGCAGUACAUGCGGGGUCUGGUUGGCUGCAUCUCCCAUUUCACCCUGUCCACGGACUACCACCUCUCCCUGGUGGAGGAUGCAGCUGAUGGGAAAAACAUCAAUACAUGCAACAACUAAAAGCUGCAGCGUCCUUGUUUCCUGGGGGACAUAAUUUGUGGUGGGACCACGAACACGACGACAGAGAUAUUCUACAUGGAGGGGUCUCUGGCGAGGCCUGCUGUGCGUGAGCGGGAGUCAUGUGACCGGACUCAAUGCUGCUUCCUGCGAGAACAUCAAAGGGUGGCAUCUCCACUUCCUGAAGGACAUUAUCUUGGAAUAAUCCCAAAUAAUUCUAAUUGUAUUUAUUAUUAUUUUUUGUACGUCCUAAUCAGAUUAUUUAAACCUUCAAGGUUCAGUCAUUUAGGGCAUAUUUUAUGAGCCAACAGUCCUGUGAUUACGUUGUAGAUGAGGAAGUUGCCAGUGUGGUUUGACCCUUCAAGAAUGUCUCUGCUCUGAAGUCUCUCAUCUGAAGUCUCCCUCCUUGUCUGUCUCAUUGGGUUGGUCAAUAGUGAAAUCUUCCAUUUGUGAGGCUGUAGUACAUAAAUCAGGCUCUGCCCGAGGAUGUCCGCGGGCUGUGGUGGUAUUGGACUGUAAGCUGUCUGUAGGCUGCUGGUGAGGUGAACAUAGAUGGGGCAGAAAACUUCCUUUAAAGGUGCAACAGCUAAGAUUCUUCUUGUUAAAACAUUGUUGCAAGACCAUUGUAAAUCCCUUCCUAUCUCUGAAAAAGGCUCACUGACAUGUUGACUCACCCUCUGCCUGUGUUUACAGUCCUUAAAUUCGGGUUUCAAAAUAUACAGUUAAUGGACUGACAAUCUGUACCAAAACAUUGUACAGCUGUACAACAAUUCAAGCUCUUGAAAAUUGGUUCUAAUUGCCACAGCGAAUGGCCAGGAGGGAGGACGGGGUUCAACAUCAGCGCAUUCACAGAGAAAGGGGAGGGAUAAACAGUGUUGUGGGUGUUUGUUGCUGCAAUUGCUCUCUUGACGUUAGGACUCCGAAAUGACCAACUGUACCUUUAUACUGAUGAUUGGUCUCAACCUGUUUUCAGUCAUUUUUCUUUAUUAACAAGGUUAAUAUGUGUGCCAACGUUUUGAAUAAUUAAUUGAUACAAUCAACACAUCACAGAAAGGAGAUUAAAUGGUCAGUUUAAUCAGUUUCAAUCACUAAGUAGAAAAAAGUACACCACUAUGUACUGCUGCGCUAGCUAUUAGCACAUCCUGCAAUAAAGUAUAUCUAGUAAAUUUUAAAAUCUUGCGAAUCUUUGGCAUGAAUAUUCUCUGAGUGCAGAAAAUGAAGAGUACAUGUAUCCACAUUUUUAAAUAAUGUCUCUAAAACAUGCACAAUUUUAUGAUGCAAAUAGAAAGCAUUUUGUUACGUGUCUAAUAGCAAUAAUUGAGGAAAACGGGCAAUAUAAGAUGGAAUUGAGCAUUAUGUGAAUUAAUCGUUGUAUUGUUAAUAAAAAAAAAGAUUGAAAACAGGUUGAGACCGAUAAUAUUUUUAAGGGAACAUUUCCACCCCAUCCAUUUUGAGGUCAGCAGCCAACCAAGUAUUGAUAUGGUCUGCAGUUCUGUGUCCAGAUGUGUAAUACUCUGCAGAAACCCAAAACAUGUAUGCACCCGACAUUCUGAGCAUUAAUAAACUGACUGCUGUGUGGAGAAAGAUCUCCCAUCAAAAUUUGACAAAAUUUGUAAGAAUGUUGUCCAAAUAUAGCCAAACCUAUAACGUCUUUCUACUAGAGAAGUUAGGUCACAAGGAAAGUUUUUCAAAAAUGUAUUUUCAGUUGUUCAAGUAUUGAACUGGUUAAAGGCACUUUCACAUAAGAGUACACACACAGAGUCAUCUGAUGCUAAUACAAACUCUUAUAAUAUUGGAGGCAUUCGAUUGCUAGCCCUCCAGCAAGGAGUUUGAUUCAUAAACACAUUUUAUUUUGAAUGCAGUCUGACUAGGAGUAGCCUAGUAUGCGCUCAUCUUCAAGACAAUACAAACACUGAAAAAUCAAGAAUUGCAAAUGCUUGACAGUUACUUAAGGCUACAAUGUUUACAAAAAGCAACAUAUUCUACAAAUUUUGUUAGCA